AUGAAUCCUCUCUAAAAACUUAAAUAAAUCUCAACUAAUAUUGAUGAAUCUUAGAAUAUGAUUGAAUAAGAAAAUAAAACAACUUAGAAUAUAAUUCAAUGUCAUUGUUGUAAAUAGAUUGUUGAUUCUAAAUAUAGUAAACUUAAUGCUAAAUAUAUAUGCUUCUAAUGUUUAGAUUAAAUCUCUCUCUUAAAAGUCAGAUAUGAUUUAUAAUCAUAAUCUAAAUUAUUUAAAAGUCCUGCUAAUAAAUACUAUUGUAAAUUAACUAUGACACCUACAUCUCAAUUUGAUUUUACUCUCUCUUAAUGCUAAGUAUGUUAUUAAAAUAAAAUCUUAAUCAAAGUGUGUGAUAACAAUCACUUUUUUUGUGAAGCAUGCCUAUAAACAUUCAUUUAAAAUAAUUUUUAGAAUACUGUAAAUUGCAUUCAAUUUAAUUGUAAAUCUAAUAUAAACUAUCAACUAAUGUAUUUAUACCUUGAACCUGAUUAACUAAUAAAAUGGAUACCUAUAACACAAUAAAUACAUUGUAUAGGAUAGUACUGUUCUGGGAUUUGGUCUGUAUGGCCUACCUAUAUCUAAAGUAAUGUGGAAAUCACUUCCUUUAAUUAAUGCAAAUGUUAAUUAUGUCAUAUUUAAUUCUGUUUUAAAUGCAGAACUGUUCAUACUGGUCUUAUAUGCAACAAUGAUAUCUUAUUUGAGAACUAUCAAAAAUAAUAAAAAUGUUUUAGAUGUUAUUGUUGUAACACUUUAUGUUAACCUUAAUUUUGUCAUAAAAAUGAUGAAAUCAAAAAAUUUAAGUAUCAUAUUUAAUUUUAUAUUUAGAGAAUGGAAAUCAAAUAUUUAUGAAUGUUAUAUUUGUAAGAAACAAUUUUGUUAUGAUUGCCAAUCUUAAACUAGAAUUACAUUAUUUUCAAAUUAAUAAUGUGAUAAUUGUUUAAAUACUUUUAAUAUUUAGAGAAAGAAAUAAAAAAGAAUUCCAAUAAUCAAGAAAAUAUUUUAAUUUCUAUUCACAGCAUUAAUCUUAGUGUUAUUUUCAAUAUAUUCAAUGAUCUUUAUUUAAAUUCCUCAAAUAAUAGAUUAUUUUGUAAAUAAGAUUGAUCCCAUAUGCUAAAGUCAAAAUCCUGUUAAGAUAAUUCUAUUAAUCAUUAACAUACCUUUUAUUAUUGUUAUAUUAGUUCUCGUUUACGCAAUUACACUGAUCCCAUUAGCAAUAUAUAAUAGUUUUUAAACUUUUAUAGUUAAAAAAGGAAUUAUUAAUUAUGAUAUAUGA
This is a messenger RNA of Paramecium pentaurelia, 1270 nucleotides long. The record is from the annotation of a GenBank genome assembly. Lineage: Eukaryota; Ciliophora; Oligohymenophorea; Peniculida; Parameciidae.